Molecule: messenger RNA, 661 nt
Organism: Hemicordylus capensis (graceful crag lizard)
Lineage: Eukaryota; Metazoa; Chordata; Lepidosauria; Squamata; Cordylidae
Gene: KRTCAP2
Product: keratinocyte associated protein 2
Exons: 5
Coding region: 150-560 (136 amino acids)
Source: RefSeq, a predicted model, not a curated record
AGCGCGCGUGCGUACUAGGAAGCCGGGCUCCGGGCUGGAGGCGGCGCGGCAGAGGCGCAUGCGCGCAACAGGCGAAACGAGCUGCAGCAGGAACUUCGGUUUAAACGUGGGGGGACCGGCGGAGGAAGCGGGGCGCCGCGCGGUGCAUCAUGGCUGUGGGCACGGGAACCUCCCUGGUUCUUUCCUCGCUGCUCUCUCUCCUCCUUUUUACCGGAAUGCAGAUGUACAGCCGUCAGCUUGCCUCCAGCGAGUGGCUGACCAUCCAAGGAGGGCUCCUGGGCUCUGCCCUCUUCAUCUUCUCCCUUACAGCCUUCAACAACCUGGAAAACCUGAUUUUCGGCAAAGGAUUCCAGGCGAAGAUCUUCCCUGAAAUUCUCGUUUGCCUCUUGCUGGCCCUGUUUGCCUCGGGACUGAUCCAUCGCGUCUGCGUCACCACCUGCUUCAUCUUCUCCAUGAUCGGCCUCUACUACAUCAACAAGAUCUCCUCCAUGCUGUACCAGUCCGCCAGCUUGGCCCCAGCUCCCGCCAAGACCGUCAGCAAAAGCAGGAAGAGGAACUGAUGUCCACGGAUCCCUUUCCUCUCAGAUGGGAGGAGAGGUGGGGGGGAAGUGCUCGUUCCCUGCUCGGCACGAUCCAGACAUUGAAUAAAACUUUUUUUUUU